Rhodotorula toruloides NP11 is the source of this 399-nucleotide messenger RNA. RefSeq lists its product as uncharacterized. Lineage: Eukaryota; Fungi; Basidiomycota; Microbotryomycetes; Sporidiobolales; Sporidiobolaceae. The transcript has 4 exons. The coding region runs from base 1 to 399 and encodes 132 amino acids. The record is from RefSeq and is a predicted model, not a curated record.
AUGUCCAGCGACGCUGCUUCGACGUACUCCUUCUCCUCGACCGCUCCUCUCACAGGCGCAGGCUCGUCUCCCAAGAGUCCCUCCCUCCUCUCCAAACUCCUCCGCCGCUCUCCCUCUCCCGAGGCAGCCCGACCCGCUUCGCCGCCAAAGACCAAGACGUCGGAGGAGACCUUCCGCGAGAUCAUGGCUUUGAACGCUUCGCACGGUGAUCCGUCGGUCCAGGCCUAUUACCUCAAGACCACCGCGAAACCCAAGUCGCCCAAGUCCGCCUCUCCGUCUCCCGCUCGCUCCGCUUCCUCCUCGCCCACCAGCACGCCGAAGCGCGACGCCUUCACCGAGAUCAUGGCACUCAACGCCAAGCAUGGGGACCCGAGUGUUCAGGCUUAUUUCGUCAAGUGA